AUGUCCUCCAACCAGGUCCCUCCCACCCCAACUCUCUCAGAAAAGCAUUCCGGUAUCCCCUCCCGACUCUACGAAAAGGCCCAAUAUGCGAAAUCCUUGAUUCUAGACAUUGCGACGAAAGAGCAAAAUGAUAGAAAGAGAGGAGUUGCCAUACCGGCUGGUGUUGAGAAAAAUACAUACAUGAAAGCCAUUGACGAACUGUCUGAGCAAUUGGGCAAGGAGAAUGUGGAAUUGAAUGACCAGCCGUUGAAGGAUGGGUGGUAUAUGGAGCACCCCAACACCCACGAUGCCAUGCACGUCUUGGAUGAGGAGGAAUUUAUCGCGUCCGCUGUUGUCUAUCCGGGCAGCACCGAAGAAGUACAGAAGAUUGUACUGUGGGCCAACAAUUACAAGAUCCCAAUCUUUCCCAUAUCAAUUGGCAGAAACCUUGGAUACGGCGGUGCCGCGCCUCGCGUUCGAGGAUCGGUAGUCAUUGAUCUCGGUCGUCGCAUGAACAAAAUCCUCGACAUCAACCCCGUCGAUCAUACCUGUCUCGUGGAACCCGGUGUAACCUUUUAUGCUCUCUACGAAGAGAUCCAAAAACGGGGUUACAAGCAUCUCUGGAUCGAUUGUCCGGAUUUAGGUGGUGGUUCUGUGCUUGGAAAUACCUUGGAUCGUGGUAUUGGAUAUACUGUAUAUGGAGAUCAUUGGGCAUGUCAUUCUGGUCUCGAAGUCGUCCUUCCAACGGGUGAACUUAUUCGAACUGGCAUGGGUGCUAUGGCGAACAGCUCUAGCUGGCAGAUUUUUCCUUAUGGAUAUGGUCCAAUGGCUGAUGGUCUCUUCUCUCAGUCCAACUACGGUAUCGUCACCAAGCUCGGAAUGACCUUGAUGCCUAACCCUGGUGGCUAUGAGAGUUAUUUAUAUACCUUUCCUAAUGAGUCAGAUCUUGCGCCUCUCGUCGACAUCAUCCGCCCUCUCCGAAUCGGCAAUAUCCUCGAAAAUGUUGCCCAACUCAGACACGUUGUCCAAGCCAUCGCAUACAGUGGCAAGCCACGAAGCAGCUACUUCCAAGGGGAAGGCCAAAUGACCGACGAACUGGCCCGCGAAAUCGCGCGCAAGGAACUCAACUACGGCGACUUCACCUGGCUUUACUACGGCAUGUCAUACGGCCCGAAGGAGAUCCGCCAAUAUAAGCUGGACAUCAUCCACAAGGAAUUCUCGAAGAUCCCUGGAGCGCGACGCAUCGAUCCCGCUACUCUACCCAAGACAGACUAUUUCUGGUCUCGCGAUCGUAUUGCAGCUGGUAUCCCCGACCUCGAGGAACUACGAUGGGUAAAUUGGUACCCGAACGGUGGCCACAUCGCCUUCAGCCCUGUUUCACCUGUCCGUGGCCCCGACGCUACGGAGCUCUGGAGGAUUGCGCGCAGCCGAGCAGCCGAAUUCGGACAUGACAUAUUUCCUGCUUUCUGUGUUGGGCUACGAGAAAUGCAUCUGAUUGUGGAAUGUGUCUUUAAUCGCGAUGACCCGGAUUCGCGAAAGAAGGCUCUCGCCUGUAUGCGGGCUAUGAUUGAUGAGGCGGCUUCCAAGGGGUAUGGAGAGUACAGAACGCAUUUGGUGUUGAUGGAUCAGAUUGCAAAGACCUAUGAUUUCAAUGACCAUGCGUUGAUGAAGUUCAAUGAGCGAAUCAAGGAUACCCUGGACCCGAAUGGGAUUUUGGCGCCUGGAAAGUCUGGAGUGUGGCCUGCUCGGUAUCGGGGCCGUGGGUGGGAGAUGUCGGGAUUGAGUGACCGCAGUGAAGGAGAUGGUGUCGCUCGUGAUGCGGUGACUAGAUUGUAG
This is a messenger RNA of Talaromyces amestolkiae, 1815 nucleotides long. RefSeq lists its product as uncharacterized. The transcript is spliced from 7 exons. Gene Ontology annotation, biological process: lactate catabolic process. The record is from RefSeq and is a predicted model, not a curated record. Gene Ontology annotation, cellular component: mitochondrion. Gene Ontology annotation, molecular function: D-lactate dehydrogenase (NAD+) activity; FAD binding; D-lactate dehydrogenase (cytochrome) activity. Bases 1 to 1815 code for a protein of 604 amino acids. Lineage: Eukaryota; Fungi; Ascomycota; Eurotiomycetes; Eurotiales; Trichocomaceae.